This is a messenger RNA of Prorocentrum cordatum, 3975 nucleotides long. NCBI's taxonomy places the organism in Eukaryota, Dinophyceae, Prorocentrales, Prorocentraceae. The record is from the annotation of a GenBank genome assembly.
AUGCGCGGAGAACUCCCCACGGAGAGCGGGGAGCUCCACACCGAUCUGACGGACGGCGAGCACAUGGAGGGCUACGCCGAAUUUUCAGGCGGCGACUGCCGCAUGUCUGGCGCAGGCGAACAAUAUUUUGCGCUGCUGCGCGGGCGGCAUAUCCGGGCGGGCACGCUGCGUAUGCCCGGGGCCCGCGCCCGGCAGAGGGUCCAGGGCUGGCUCGCGGCCGCGGGCACUGGCGGCGUCACCGCAGGUUUGGUGUCCAAGAGCCGUGCGCGCACAGUGCCGCGCACCGUGGUGACGACGGCGUCUUUUUUCAAGAGUGGCAGCGGCUUGCCGACCGCAGCGGUGUCGACCCAUCCGAUCGUUCUCCGCAGGGUCAGGGACAUCGAGGUUGCCCUCGACGUGGGGACGGGAUAUCCGAGGCGCAAGGCCGCGCAAUUCCCGGUCAUGGUGGGGAUCGCUCUGAAGUUGGCCGUCGUGGACACGUGCUACGCCGCGCACAAGCACGCAUACGCCUGGGCCAUACUCGUCAGGAUCUGGGUGGCGCUGCGCUUCGCCGACUCCGCCCACGUGCGCCCGAGCGAGCCGACGUGGCCAGCGCAAACGGGCCGCAGCUUCUGCAACGACGGCCCCGGGCAAGCGCAUCUCGGUGCUGGCCGCACACGUGGGCCCAGACGCCCUCUCCGCGCGCCGGCAGUGGCCGGGGCGGCGAUGUUGGGCGAGCUGAGCUGCCCGCUUCUCGGCGAGGGGGGCGCGCGGGAGCUCGGCCCGCCGGCGCCCCCCUCUCCGGAGCUCGCCUCUCUCGGGUCCGCGAGCAGCCGCCGGGCGCUAGCCGUCGGCGCGCAAACCAGAAUCGCCGCGGCGAUUCGGGAUGCGAGUCGCGCCGGCGUCUCCGACGCCGUGGACGACCUCCUCGCGGAUAUCCACACUUGCAGGAUCGAGCACACCGUCGGCGUUGAGCGCGUAGGCCGCGCUGUCAAGGAUCCCCGCUACCUCGGGAGGUCCCGAACGCCCGAGCCGCCAGCGGACGCGCCCACGCCGCGCGGGCCGCUGUUCCAGCGGCCCGCGAUGUCGAGGUUCGCGCAGCACGAGGACCACGCGGGCAUCGUUGACCCCGAGCUCUCCGACAGCGUCUGGCGCUCCGCGCACAGCUGGCCGCAUCCCGCGCGACACGGGGCGGCGCUGUCCAGGCCCGGGGGCGCAGGCAGAGCCGCCCAGGCUCAGGCCGGCGGAGGCGCGGACGCCCCGCGUGCCGCCAGCCAGGCCAACCGCCGCGCGCUGCCAGCUGGGCUCCGCGCGUUCGCAGGUUGCGGGCGGCCCGCGGGCCACAGGCCGAGUCGCGCGCGACGCGGAGCGGAGCUGUGCAGGAUAAGGUUCGCGGAGGCGCGGGCGACCCGCGCGCCGCUAGCCGAGUCGCGCGUGAUACGGGGCACAGGCUUCGCGGUGACGCGGGCGACCCGCGCCCCGCGUCUCGGUUCCCGCCCGGCGCGGGGCGGCGCUAUCUGGGCGCAGGAGCCGAGGUUUAGGAUCCUGGCCGUGGCCUGCAUCGGCCGGCACUGCGGCUGCAUGGGGGGCCCUUGCCCAGAGUGUCUGGCCGCGCGGCUGGCGCGGGGCCGCGGGCCUGGACUGUCCAGCCCCGCGGCCAGAGAGAGGGAGGCCGUGGCCCGGAGCCUCAGCGACCUUCGCGAGACGCAGGUGGAGAUGCUUGCAGAGCGCGAUCCCCGAGAGAGGGCCACCCUGUGCCACGACACGGUUUGUGCGCAAGGAUGGCAGAGCGGAACAGGGCACAGGGUGCCCGAGCCUGGUGCCGCCAGACGGGCCGCGGGCAACGGGGUUGCCGUGGUGCCGCUCUGGGGCCGUGGCCCCUCCUGGAAGCGCCCGCCGCUGCUGAGCGAGCCGGGCGCGAGGCUGCGGUGGCACCAGGACAAGCUCGUCAGCAAUGAGCUCGUGGCGCGCAGAGACCUCCGCGAGAGGGCCGGCCCGCCGGCGAGCCGACGCGGCGCCGACGUGCCGCCGAGCCCGGCGGAGCCCUCUGCCCCGCCGGCGGGGCGGCGCGGCGCCGACGUGCAGGAGCCCGCCGCCCCGUUGGCGGGGGGCGCCAGCGCGCCGCCGAGCCUGGCGGAGGGGGCCCAGGUCGCGGGCGUUCGGCCAGGGGGGCCCGGCGCCGGCGCGCCACCGGCGGAGGCCGGCGCAGUGGGGCUGCAGCGCCGCCUCCAGGUGACCAAGUGGCAGCCUCCGCUUCCCCUCUCGCUGCCGGAGGCCGUGGUCUACCGCGCCAGCCGCUACUCCGGGUCCGAGCUCGCCAAGCGCAUCGCUCGGCGCACUGGCGCGGCAGGAGCGGGGCCCGAGGCGCCGGGCCUGGACGCCGCCGCGCUGGAGCUCCUGAUCCGGCCCCGCAUGACCCCGCCGGCCGUGAAGGACCGCAAGAUUGGCCGCCUCAACGCAGGCGUGGGCGCUGGGCAGGCUGCUGGAGCCGCUGCUACCGCUGCUGGUGCGGGCCUCGCGCUCGCCCCCGCGGCCGCUGUGGAGGCGGAGGCUGCCGACGCGGAGAUGGAGGACUUUGACGACGCAUGGGCCGACGGGCUCGUGCGAUUCCCCGAUGGUGGGGCGAUGGUGGCCGCUGCGGUGGCCCGCCCGCAUCCCUCGGGCGGGGCCGCUGCCGCGGCGGAGGCGGCGGAUCCAGCUCGCGGAGCUGGAGGAGCUGCUGGUGCUGCGGGGUGCGGCCUCGGGGGCGACGGCCAGGCCGACGGUGCCGCGCGGCGGCGGCGCGGGCCCAAGCGUCCUCGGGCGAAGGCGGCGGCGACGCUGGGUGUGGCGCUCGCGGUGGCUUCGCCUGCUGUAGACGGAGCUGCGGCCUCGGUGGUCGGCCUUGAGGAGGUCUUCUCGGUGGCCGACGGCCUCCUUCGCCAGGCGGCCGGCUACGAGCCUCGGCUCAGCGUGCAGCUUCGGCAGAUGCUGGAAUCCGUGAGUGGGUGCCCCGCGCGGGCGCCCCUGGUGACGGCGCACACCCUGGAGCCAGAGCGGUCGGUGCUCGCAGCGAGCGCCGCGCAGGAGAUGUUCGGCGCCCGCUACGCAAACGCAGAUCUCACGGCCACCAGGCUUCAGCAGCCCGACGAGUGGAUAGGCAAUAUCGAUAUAUUCAUUUUCGAUUGCGACGGUGUUAUUUGGAGAGGUGAUUCUCUGAUCGAAGGCGCGUCGGCCACGCUCGACGCGCUGCGGUCCAGAGGAAAGCGCCUGUUUUUCGUGACCAACAACUCGACGAAGAGCCGGAGAGGCUAUCAGUCGAAGUUCUCGUCGCUCGGCCUGCACGUCGAGCCAGAGGAGAUUUUCUCCUCAUCGUUCGCAGCCGCUGCAUAUUUGGACCAGACGAACUUCAAAGACAAGGGAAAGAAGGUUUACGUCAUAGGCGAGAGGGGCAUCUGCGAGGAGCUCGAUCUGAUCGGCGUCCCCUGGAUGGGAGGCGAGAGCGACGCGAGCAAGAAGCCAGACAUGGGCAAGGGCGGCAGGGUCGAACACGACCACGAUGUAGGUGCCGUCAUAGUUGGAUUUGAUCGGCAUGUGAAUUACUUCAAAAUCCAGUACGCCCAGUUGUGCAUCAACGAGAACAAGGGUUGCGAGUUCAUUGCCACGAAUUUGGACAAGGUGACCCACCUCACCGACGCGCAGGAGUGGGCCGGCAACGGGAGCAUGGUGGGCGCGAUCAGGGGCUGUACGGGCGUGGAGCCGACACUCGUUGGCAAACCGAGCCCGUUGAUGAUCGACUACAUCUCGCUUAAAUAUGGAAUUACAGAUCGCAAGAGAAUCUGCAUGGUCGGAGACAGGUUGGAUACAGAUAUCUUGUUCGGUACUGGCAAUGGCCUCCAAACCUGCCUGACCCUGAGCGGUGUCACGUCUGAAGAACAGCUCUUGAGCCCGAACAAUACUAUAUCUCCAGAUGUGUACGUUGACAGCAUUGCAUCAUUCCUUUCAGCCGCAUCUUAG